Sceloporus undulatus (fence lizard) is the source of this 4564-nucleotide messenger RNA. It is a transcript of the gene KCTD2, whose product is annotated as potassium channel tetramerization domain containing 2. Gene Ontology annotation, biological process: protein homooligomerization; proteasome-mediated ubiquitin-dependent protein catabolic process. The record is from RefSeq and is a predicted model, not a curated record. Gene Ontology annotation, molecular function: cullin family protein binding. Bases 16 to 960 code for a protein of 314 amino acids. The transcript is spliced from 6 exons. Gene Ontology annotation, cellular component: Cul3-RING ubiquitin ligase complex; cytoplasm. NCBI's taxonomy places the organism in Eukaryota, Metazoa, Chordata, Lepidosauria, Squamata, Phrynosomatidae.
AGAGGCGGUCCGUUGAUGACCCGGAAGUGCUCCCCGAUCCCGGAAGUCCGACUCCCUGUCAGCAGAAGCGGCGGCGGCCAGGGUGAUGGCGGCCGAGCCCCACCGGGAACACCUUCGCUUCCUGAGAGACUGAGCGCCGCCCGACCGAGGAGGAGGAAGGAGGAGAAGGGGAAGGAGCCGCAGAAGGAGCCGAGGAUGGCGGAGCUGUCCGCCGGGGAGGGGCCGGGGCGAGGCCGCACUCCCAGCCCGCUCCCGGGGCCCCCUCCCAGCCCCCGCCCGGCCUUCCCGGUCACGCGGGGCCCCGAGACCCCGGAGACCGACGGCAAGGCAGGCCCCGCGGCGGCGGCAGCAGCAGCAGCAGGAGGAGUCGGAGGGGGCUCCAAGUGGGUCCGGCUGAACGUGGGCGGCACGUACUUCGUCAGCACCCGCCAGACGCUGUGCCGCGAACCCAAGUCCUUCCUCUGCCGCCUCUGCUGCCAGGAGGGCCCCGAACUGGGCUCAGACAAGGAUGAAACAGGGGCGUAUCUCAUUGAUAGGGAUCCCACAUAUUUUGGCCCAAUCCUGAACUACCUCCGGCAUGGAAAACUCAUAAUAAACAAGGAAUUGGCAGAAGAAGGAGUGCUGGAAGAAGCUGAGUUUUACAACAUUGCAUCUCUAGUGCGACUGGUGAAGGAACGAAUACGGGACAAUGAAAGCAGAACUUCUCAAGGACCUGUCAAGCAUGUAUACAGAGUCCUGCAGUGCCAAGAGGAAGAGCUCACUCAGAUGGUGUCCACUAUGUCUGACGGAUGGAAAUUUGAACAGCUAAUCAGUAUUGGAUCUUCCUAUAACUAUGGAAAUGAAGACCAAGCAGAAUUUCUCUGUGUUGUAUCCAGAGAGCUCAAUAACUCUACCAAUGGCAUUGUCAUAGAACCUAGUGAGAAAGCAAAGAUUCUUCAGGAGCGAGGAUCACGGAUGUAAUCCUAGCAUCUACCUUAAAACUCCCAGAUGUCAAAAGGGCAACGUAGCUGGGCAGAGCAUUUCUCCUGCAGUCCAACCUUGCUUUUGUACAGUAAUAAAACUAACACAAAGCAAAGCUGAGCCUGUCCUGCCAAUGGAGAAUCAAUCCUGGUAAAAACCAAAGGCUUAUCCCAUCCAAGUUGCGGCAAGUGAAGAGGAAAGAAGAGAAUCUUCCAGCCGGAUAGCCCCUUUGCCCCACUAUUUCUUUUUCUUUUUGUCUUGGCAAUAGUGUGGCUUUUAAAAGUUUUGUUUAAUUUUAUUUGAGUAGGGAAAGCUCUUUAGAACCUUUUGUAUGAGGGCUGCCCAGAUUCUUGGGCUCUUUAAUUUAUCCCAGGCAUGAACUAAUGAUAGAUGUUUGGUAAAUCAGUGCCAUUUUUAAUGCUUAAGUUAGGAAAUUUAUCCCAGCCUAGAUUCAUCUGAUGAAAAUGGAUUUCAUAAUGAACAUCUACACCAAGGACAUUCCCUUUUCCUCUCUAAAACUUUUCCAUUUUUGUUUUUGGUUUAUUGCUGGCUAAGAUGCCUGUUUGUUAGGGAACUUAAAAGUAUUUUUGUGGUGGGGGGGGUAUGAAGUGCACAUGGGGCCUUGGCUGAAGGGUCUUUCUUCUGAUAACACUAAAAAUAUCAGCUACAGGCAUCUCUAAUAUUGUGGUAUGGUCAUCACUCUUCAUGCAUCUUAAAAUGUAUGGUUACCCCAAGUUUUGGAUUCAGUUUGUACUGUCUCAUUUUCUCAGUGUCAGAGAAGGGGAGGGAUUAGACUUCUGUCCUCUUUCUACUACCAGAGCCUGGAAUCUAGUCCUUUGGGUUACUCUAAAGUUGUUCUUUGAUCUGGAGGAUUUGUUCCUGCCAAGUUCAGCUUUGCCUUGUCUUGUCUUCAACAGCAUGAAAUGAUCCCCAUGUUCUCUUGCUGUCCUGCACUGAAGCAGGUUUUCUUUUGUAUUCUAGUCAUUUUGGUAGGCUUUAACAACUUAUCCAAUACAUUCAGGGACAGAGUCCCUUAUUUACACAUGGUGAUUCUGCGCUUGCAUCCCCCACUCCCUUUAUUGUAUCACCUUACCCACAUAAUUAAGGGGCAUCGCACAGGUUGGGGAGGGAGGGUGGGGAGGGGAAGGGUGGUGAUGAAAGUUGCCAAACUGUUGUGAUGUUUCUUGUCCAAAGUGAUGUGUGAACUUCUGUAACUUUUUUUCCCUUUGGAAUGCCUUGAAUGGACGUGAAAAUGUUGUGCCUCUCUUGAAUUCUAAUCUUAGCCAAAUGGGACUCACUGAUCUUGUCAGUGAAUUUGUGCCAUCCCUAAUCAGUGAAAUGUCCUCUCCUAGUUGUUGGUAAGUGGAAUCCCUUAAGCGUUUGCUGCAUGAUACCUCCCUUCUACAUCUUGGCUUUGUUCCUUGUCAGACAUCUUUGGCUUCUGGGCCUUUGAGUUAAGCCCCACACAUAUUGAACCAAAGUUUCAGAGAAUCUGAAAUGCUUUGAUCUGACCCCCAGGCAAUAAUCAAAGUUCCCAUAUUAGCCUGUGAUGAGAGGAGGAUCCCUUAUUGCAUUUGGUGUGCUUGGGAUUUCCCAUUAAGGAAUUGCACUCUGUGUCUUUUUCAUGUUUUAUGCUAUGGGUUAAUGAGGCUUCCCAUUCUAUUUCUUCCAUAUUGACACCAGGGGUGAGAGUGAGGGUGAGGGCUGGGAAGGACAAUGUCUAAAGUGUUAUGGUGGGAAUGGAAAACAUUCACCAUGGGCAAAGCAAAGGCGCUUAAAUGAAGUUUGGCACCAGUUUCCCCCUGUUCCUCCAUCCUUCAUUAUUCUUCAGUGUUUCUGUGCAUAUAUCACAGAGCUUCCCCACCAAUUCUGCCAGCAUACCUCCAAUGAAGUUUUGGGGGGUAGGGUUGGAAUAACUUGUACUAGUUCAGUCUAUGUAACAACAGACUGUACCUUGAGAUCAUUUAACUGGCUCCAUAGUAUGUUAAAUUAAACUAACUCUCUUGUCCUACUCCACCUUUCCUGUUUUAAUGUGUUGCUAUUGGCAUGGUUAGACUAUAUGUCUUGGCUGGAUUUAACUAACACUGUGAUGUGUACAUAAACCUCUUGAGUAUCUUGUACGUUCAGCUGUUGUCAGUGUAUGUGCACAACUGCGAAAUAACCAGGUGUGUGUGCUGCUUUGAGGAAGUAUAAGAACUACCAAUCUAUAGCAUUCACAUAUGCCCUCAUAAUCUCUCCUGUAUAGGAGAAGAGGAGAGGGUGAGUUGGUGGUGGUGUGAACUAGGUAAAAGAAAACAGGCUGACAAUGCCAAGAAUAGCUGCCAUUUCCAACAUGGCCUAACCCAACUCAUUCCCCACCUUACUGGGCAUGUAGCAGUGUUAGGUUUGCUUGGAAGGAGACUUUACUGUGUAGCUUUAGUUAACCAAACCAAAUACCUCAUUUCUUUAUUUUUGGUCACCAAAAACACCAUGCAUGGGGAAGCCCCAUUAGAGGAGUGCCUGAUGUCAGAAUAACAGACUGGAUAAAAAUAUACUUUCUUUUGCCCAUAUUGUGCCAUUGGGAACAGCUCCGUUUAAAACUAGGAAAAUUGGGGUGUGAAAUGUGCUGUAACUGGCAGGGUUAGAAGCUGUUCUGUUAACAGCGAAGUUAGAACUAAACUGAGAAAACUCAUGUCUCAGCCUGGUAAAUGGGGCAAUCCUGUUGUAUAAACUCCACUUGCUGCUGACAGCUAGUGAGAGGUUUUCAGUGGGUUUAGUCCUUCACUGGAACACAAUUGCCUUCUCCUUCCCUUCCCAUAUUAAAUAUUCUCAAAAGCGUGUUGAAACCCUCCCUGGAGUGGUGAGCUAUAUAGCUGGAGACAGAAACAGUAUUAGGGAUUGGGAAAGCUAUUGGCUUUCCUAGAAUAAGGGCUUGAAAUCCAGCUGUGGAAUUCUUUCCAUUCCAGCUCAUCUACAUGUGGUAUUCUUUUCUCCACCUUGAGAUGCAUCUUCAGGCCUUGUUAAUCUCAAGAACUGGCUUCCAUGUCUUGCAUCAGUUGCAUCUCUGCCUUUAUAGCAACAGGGCUUUUCCUUCCAUUUGCCUUGACUCAGUCAACAUUUUCUCUCCCAAGUUAAAGCUGGGGAAAAAAUUUAAAAUAUCAGUUUCCCCUGUGGAAGACUGUAAAUGGAAAGAGAAGCAAAUGGCAGGAUGGGUAUUCAUCUGAAAGAUUUGCAUCUCUUGAGGUUUUCUUUAAGUCAUUAGCUAGCCCCUGGGGACCAGUAGCAGGCCCAGUUUCCCAGUGGCCAAUUGUUCCGUUACAGCAAGGUUGGAGCUAACCUUCUCUUAAAAGUGUCUUUGUUUCUGAACAUUUUUAAUCAAUUUUUCUCAGGGGUGACUGAUUGGUCCGAGGGGAGGGGGGUACCCAAAAGUGGGAGGGUGGCUCCUCGGACCUCUGCAGCUGGGCCGUGGGCUCCUCACCCUCAGGUUUUGCCUGCAAACCUGGAGGUUUUGUACAGUUUGUCACAUGUCAGUGCCCUUUGCUACUGUUUCUCUUUGUUUAUUAAAUGUGUUUGAAUAAUAAUGGAGAUGCUGUGAUUUUUUUUUCCAAUAAAGAUUCUGACAUGA